UCACGUGGUUUCUCGGGCGGAGCUGUUACCGUGGAGAUUUGGGUUGACUGAUGCACAGAGCGGAUAAGCGAGAGGACUCGCCUGGACCGAGACUGCGUUUCUGAUUGAAAAUUAACCAAAUAAACACACAACAAACAUCAGGCUCGGCGAGCGUCGGGUCGCUGUGAGCUCUGCUGUGCGGCGGCAGAAUGCAGUUCGCUUUUCCUGUCAGCAAGAACAGGAUCAUAUCCACCUUUCCCAAGUGUUAUAAUCCACAAGCGUGUUUGCAGAUGAAGGAAGACUGGAACGUUAAAGCCAAGCUAGCUUUUAAAGACCGAGCCACCUGGCAGCAGAGAUUGAAGAUGUCGAAAGCCGUCGUUGUUGGAGACCUGAACGUAGGGAAGACCUGCUUAAUCAACAGGUUCUGUAAAGAUGCUUUUGAUCGCGACUACAAGGCCACCAUCGGGGUCGACUUCGAAAUCGAGAGAUUUGAGCUGUCGGGGCUUCCGUUCUCCCUUCAGAUCUGGGACACUGCAGGCCAGGAGAAGUUUAAAUGCAUUGCUUCAGCGUAUUACCGAGGAGCUCAGGUGAUCGUCACGGUAUUCGACAUGACGGACAUUCUAACACUGGAGCACACCAAGCAGUGGCUGAUGGAGGCUCUGAACGAAAACGAACCAAACUCCUGCUUCAUUUUCUUGGUCGGAACCAAAAGAGAUCUGCUGUCUCCAGAGGAAUGCCAGAGGACGGAGAGAGACGCAGUAAAGAUGGCGGCGGAGAUGAACGCGGAGUUCUGGUCCGUCUCGUCCAAAACAGGAGAAAACGUGCAGCAGUUCUUCUUCCGUGUGGCCGCUCUGGCUUUCGAAGACUCCGUCCUGAAGGACACGGAGCUCGGGUACAGCACGGCGCGGAUCGGAGACGGAGACGUUCUCAAAGUGGAUAAAACUCAGGCAUCUGCUGAGGUGAAGGCGGGGAGGAAGAACUGCUGCUGAUCUGUCGGAGACGCCCUGCACUAGAUCACGCCGAAGACCUCAGACGCAGUGGCUCGAGAAUUUAAGAGGGAAAAAAUCAGAAACUCACAGUCGUGCAUUCAGUAUCAUGCAGUCGAGUGUUUCGUCCCAGGACUUUUACUGCUCGAGCUUCAUCAUGGUGUUUAUACUCUCAGUAUUGUGCUAGCGUAACCACUGCCGUUAUAGAAAUAAAAUAAACAUCAAAUACACAAUAUUUGAGCAGAGGGGAGUAAACCUGCCUGCCUCUUUAACAGAACAGAAAUGUUAUUCAGUAUUUAAUCAGCAUCGAUGGCUGUAACCGAGCAGCUGUUAUUAACACAUUAUUAACACGGAUUUGCAUUAUUUUAUGAUUUUACCAAUACUUUUUUUUUACAACAUUAAAUGAAGUGCCGUUUCUCAUGCA
Messenger RNA from Ictalurus punctatus (channel catfish), 1389 nucleotides. It is a transcript of the gene rab36, whose product is annotated as RAB36, member RAS oncogene family. The transcript is spliced from 11 exons. Gene Ontology annotation, molecular function: GTPase activity; GTP binding. Bases 189 to 968 code for a protein of 259 amino acids. The record is from RefSeq and is a predicted model, not a curated record. Lineage: Eukaryota; Metazoa; Chordata; Actinopteri; Siluriformes; Ictaluridae.